Chinchilla lanigera (long-tailed chinchilla) is the source of this 762-nucleotide messenger RNA. It is a transcript of the gene Fabp7, whose product is annotated as fatty acid binding protein 7, brain. The transcript is spliced from 4 exons. The record is from RefSeq and is a predicted model, not a curated record. Gene Ontology annotation, cellular component: cytosol; nucleus. NCBI's taxonomy places the organism in Eukaryota, Metazoa, Chordata, Mammalia, Rodentia, Chinchillidae. Gene Ontology annotation, molecular function: fatty acid binding. Gene Ontology annotation, biological process: fatty acid transport. Bases 96 to 494 code for a protein of 132 amino acids.
UGUGGGGUGCACAGGGAUCCUUUGCAGUUGCAGAGGCAGAGACCUGGGCUCCUUGGUCUCAUCUGUUUUCCAAGCUACAGGGGAGAAAGGCGAGGAUGGUGGAGGCUUUCUGUGCUACCUGGAAGCUGACGGACAGUCAGAACUUUGAUGAAUACAUGAAGGCCCUGGGUGUGGGCUUUGCCACGAGGCAAGUGGGGAAUGUGACCAAGCCAACAGUGAUUAUCAGUCAGGAAGCAGGCAAGGUGGUGAUCCGGACCCAGUGCACAUUCAAGAACACGGAGAUCAGUUUCCACCUGGGAGAGGAGUUCGAUGAAAUCAGUGCAGAUGACAGAAAGUGUAAGUCUGUUGUUAGUCUGGAUGGAGACAAACUCGUUCACACACAGAGAUGGGAUGGCAAGGAAACAAAAUUUGUGAGAGAAAUUAAGGAUGGCAAAAUGGUUAUGACUCUUACCUUUGGGGACGUUGUCUGCAUUCGCCAGUAUGAGAAGGUGUAGAAAAGCUCCUGGUUGGCUGGGGAAGCUCUUGGGGUAUUCUGUUCCCUCAACUGCAGCAGCGCUGCUCACUAAUGCGAAGGUUAUCCUUGAGGUGGAGACAGAUGAUGGUGACUGAAAAAAACGCUAGCUCAUCUCAUAGGCAAAUGUAUCAUGUGUUGUGAUUUCCAUUAAAAUUUUGUCAGAAUUUUUUAAUACAAAAGUGAGUACACUUUAUAAUUUCCUUUGGAAUACAAAUCAGAUUGGAAUAAAAAUCUCACCCACUUGUAAA